CAUUUUUGAACGCGUAUAAUACUAAAAUGGAAAUUUUGCUGAAUCUAACACUAGACGAAAUUUGUGAGCAAAGAAAAGAUAAAUUUUCUUUAAAUUUAAGAAAAAGAAGGCUAUUGAAGUCAAAGAGAAAAAUGUUUAGUACAAAUGCUUGUCUUUAAAAAGAAAAAUACCUAAAAACAAAUCGUUUCUUAAAACAAUAAAGUCGUUUCCCGAGGACCUUUUCUAUUCCCAUUUCCGAAUGAAUUGGGCCACUUUUAAACUUGAAAAAAUGCCCCAUUACAGAGGCUUAUUUCACUUAAAUACAAACACAAUACCAAAAGCUUGGCAGGAGAUUUUAUCUUAUUUUAUGCGUGCACGCAUAAAUAUAAUUAUCUCUUCGGAUGUGCAUGACGGCAGCCUGAAACUCUAUGCCGAAUAUAUGAUGCGUUUCCAGGAUAUUAACAGUGACAUGCACGAACUGUUGGCUUUCGAAGAUGUGUUGGAAGAGCCGCUGCAACCAUUGUACGAUAACUUGGAUUGUUACACUUAUGAGGUCUUCGAAAAGGAUCCUGCCAAAUAUAAGCUUUAUCAAGAGGCCAUUGAACAAGCACUUUUGGACCGUGUUGCUGAAAAAGACAAGGAAAAGAAAUUGACCGUUAUAAUGGUGUUAGGGGCAGGUCGAGGUCCACUUGUACGUUCAGCGCUAAAUGCCGCAGAAAACACCGGGCGUAAAGUGCGCGUCUACAUUAUCGAGAAAAAUCCCAACGCUAUACGCACACUGAAUGCUAUUGCUAAAAAAUUGUGGUACAAGAAAGAUGUGCAUAUAUUCUCUAAGGAUAUGCGCGAAUUCUCACCACCUGAACCAGCCGAUAUUCUAGUCUCUGAGCUAUUGGGCUCAUUUGGUGAUAAUGAACUUUCACCAGAAUGCUUGGAUUGUGCACAAAAACUACUAAAAUCCGAUGGCAUAAGCAUUCCCUGCAAGUCUACCUCCUAUAUCAAUCCAAUAAUGUCUUCCAAGCUGCUUAAUGGUGUGCGUCAAGUGCUGCGUCACGAGACAUUUGGUCGGCAAAAGCAGGCCACUUAUCAUACACAUGCAGAGAGUGGCUUUGUUGUGCUACUCAAAAAUAUAUACAAUAUUGGCUUGCCACAAUCUUUGUUCGAAUUUGUACAUCCUAACCCUCAAAGUCCAAUUGAUAAUAGUCGCUAUAAAACAUUGCGCUUCGAAGUGGAAUUGGAUUGUGUGCUUACGGGUAUAGCGGGCUACUUUGAUACGGUGCUUUAUAAGGAUAUUAAGCUGAGCAUUAACCCACAAACGCACACGCCAGGCAUGUUCUCUUGGUUUCCGAUGUACUUUCCGUUCACGGAACCAAUGGACGUAAAAAAAGGUCAAACUAUUGAAAUUCACUUUUGGCGUUGCGUUACAAAACAAAAAAUUUGGUAUGAAUGGUGUUUGGCUGCGCCACUCCGCACCCAUAUACACAAUCAUGGUGGACGCUCGUGUCCCAUCUACUGUACAUAAGCAUAAAGACGUACGUUGCA
This is a messenger RNA of Anastrepha ludens (Mexican fruit fly), 1518 nucleotides long. RefSeq names its product protein arginine N-methyltransferase 5-like. Gene Ontology annotation, biological process: peptidyl-arginine N-methylation; regulation of DNA-templated transcription. Bases 239 to 1498 code for a protein of 419 amino acids. The record is from RefSeq and is a predicted model, not a curated record. Lineage: Eukaryota; Metazoa; Arthropoda; Insecta; Diptera; Tephritidae. Gene Ontology annotation, cellular component: cytosol; nucleus. The transcript is spliced from 6 exons.